Messenger RNA from Racocetra fulgida, 1115 nucleotides. The record is from the annotation of a GenBank genome assembly. NCBI's taxonomy places the organism in Eukaryota, Fungi, Glomeromycota, Glomeromycetes, Diversisporales, Gigasporaceae.
UUCGACAAGAAAUUUCUCAAAAUAAUGGUUUUCUUUUUGAAAAUAUCGUAAAAUUAGUAGAUUCUGGAUCAGAAGAAUUAUCAUCACUUGAAAUUCCAGAAACAAGUGAAAUGAGCAGUUAUCGUGUCAACAUUCGAGAUCUCGGUGUCAAAAUGGAAAAAAGCGAUAUUAUAGUUAAAAAUGGAAAACGAAUUUCAGAAGUGCUUUUUGGGUUAGAUAAAGAAAUUCAAGCAACUGGUGACGAACUUGAAGAAUUUCGACAUCAAGCGAAAGGCUUUUUAUUUUCACUUGCAAGUGAGAUGAAAGCAAUCACGCAAGAAAUUGAAAAAUCGCAGUGGUUAGAAUAUGUGUUAGAAAAACAGAUACCGGGAUUUCAGGAACAGCUUAAGAAAGUUAUUACUGCUAUUUAUUCGGUCCGUGAUAGUGCAGAUAAUACACAUGGGUACUUGAUUGAUGGAGAACGAGAAGCAGAACAUUUUUUAAAACAAUACUGGCUAGGUAAUAUUGCUGAUCAUGUAACUCGAAAGCGAACAGAGGAUGAGCUUUUACGAGUGCGAACUAUAAUUAAAAUGUUGAAAGAAAUAGCACCAAAUCUUAUAAAAUUUGAAAACUUUUUAAAAGAGUACCGUCGUCAUAUACAAGAUGUUGCCAAAGAAGUAAAAAACAGCCCCACAACGGCAGAAGACUUGAAAUAUUUGAAACAAGCAGUCAUAGAUCUCGAAAAGCAUCAUGCACAAUUCUCUUUAGCAGAGAAACAAUCUAAAUCUAAAUCUUUGGAUGAUUUCAAUGUUAAAUUUCUUAGCGAAAAGCAAAAUCUUGACGAAGAAGAAAUAAAAUUUUCUUCAGAGGAAUUUAAGCCCAUUGUUAUUCAUGAAGAUGCUGAAGAAGUUGACAAUGGCAUUCUUCAUAAUUUGCAAACAUUGAUUUGGAGCAUGAUUAAUCUUUUGCUAACAAUAAUUUGGAGCAUUUUUUACAUUUUGCCAAAAUUGAUUUUGGGCAUUCUUUAUGUUUUGAAAAAAUUGAUUUGGUGUAUUCUUUAUGUUUUGCAAACACUGAUUUUGGGUAUUCUUUAUCCUUUGCAAAUGUUGACUGGAGCACUAAGGUCUUCUCAUUAA